Molecule: messenger RNA, 786 nt
Organism: Rhipicephalus microplus (southern cattle tick)
Lineage: Eukaryota; Metazoa; Arthropoda; Arachnida; Ixodida; Ixodidae
Product: ubiquitin-conjugating enzyme E2 Z-like
Source: RefSeq, a predicted model, not a curated record
AUGGACGAACCUCGGCGAAGUGAAGCUACGUGCAAUUUGGAGACCGCAUUGACCCAGCCCAAGCAGCCGUCGGGGCAGUGUCUGCUGAGACUCAACCAUGACCUCAAGAACAUCAUUGACAACCCUGUGCCAGGAAACUUCGUCGAGCCCGAAAAAGGCAACGUCACCUACGUCCACGCCGUCAUCGUGGGACCCGACAACACGCCGUGCCAGGGAGGCUUGUUCCAUUUCGUGCUCAAGUUCCCCCUUGACAACCCAGCCUGUCCACCACAGGUACGCUUCAUGACGACAGACGGCGGAAGGGUGCGCUUCAACCGGAAAAUGUACAGCAGUGGGCUCAUCUCGUUCAGCAUUCCGGGCACGUUUGACGGACCUUCGUGGAACCCGGAGACGACCCUGAAACGCUGGUGGUUUCGAUCCAGUCGUUGCUCAUUGAUGGGACGGGAGUUCGAAACUUGGCUUGAAAAGACGAUCGGUUGCAACGCCAAACUGUGCUCCCAGAUCUUCAGGGUUGUGAUUUGCGACGCACUCGAGGUUCGCCUUCUCGGCAACUCGUUGUACCCGCAGGACCUGCCCAUGGCUGUGAUUAAGCACUUCGAAGAACAUUUUGACAAGUACGAAAGUGUAGCCUUGUCCCUACUUGGCAAACACUCCAGCGUGAAGGAAUCUCAGCUGUACGCAGCGCUACUCGCGAGACAGCAAGGCUUGCAUGGUCAUAUACUGCAAAACAAUUCAACGAUGAUGAAAAUGUUACAAUGCGGCUACAAAGGCUUCAUGAACUGCUAG